Plodia interpunctella (Indianmeal moth) is the source of this 1949-nucleotide messenger RNA. RefSeq lists its product as uncharacterized. Gene Ontology annotation, biological process: fatty acid metabolic process. NCBI's taxonomy places the organism in Eukaryota, Metazoa, Arthropoda, Insecta, Lepidoptera, Pyralidae. The record is from RefSeq and is a predicted model, not a curated record. The transcript has 9 exons. Gene Ontology annotation, cellular component: cytoplasm. Gene Ontology annotation, molecular function: fatty-acyl-CoA binding. Bases 283 to 1101 code for a protein of 272 amino acids.
CAUUUCAUUUCACUUUCUGAUUGAUUCUUUCUUGUAUCUUUGUCACUUCGACCACGAUUCACAACGAAUUAUUAUAAAUUUUUAAUUCGUUAUCAUCGCAUAUCAGUGUAUCGUGCAGACCAAUAAAUAAUCUGUUGUGUUGUUGUGUUGACAGUAUUUAGUAAUUAGUGACUUGUGAAUAAAUCCGCACCGAAUAUCGGAGUCCAAAGUGCAUCAUAGUUGUUUUUUCAAUAUUUUCAUUAGAGUUUUGAUAGUUCUGGGUUGGUUUUUAUUUGUGCCAACAUGUCUUUGGAGGAGAAAUUCGCAGCUGCUGUGAAAGUAAUCAGAAGUUUGCCGAAAAGUGGUUCAUUCCAGCCCAGCAAUGAAUUGAUGCUAAGGUUCUACAGCUACUUCAAGCAAGCGACGGACGGACCCUGUAACAAACCCAAGCCCGGCUUCUGGGACGUUGUAAACAGGGCAAAAUGGGAGUCAUGGAGCAGACUGGGCAACAUGCCGAAGGAUGAGGCGAUGCAGGCGUAUGUCGAAGAGUUACACAAGAUUGUAGAGACAAUGUCGUACAAUCCUGACGUGGCCUCGUUCCUGUCCGUGGACUCAGACGAACAGGGUUUCAACAACGAGCUGGCGCUAGUGGCCGGUGACGUCAUCGCGAGAGUGCGCUCUCAACAUAACACUCCUAUAGGAUCAGAUUCUGGCGCGUCGUCCCCUUCCCGCAGCCCCACCCCGCGCACCCGACACGACUCAGAAGACGAAUACAUCGACACGCUCGAUGUUAGUGUUAGCGAUCACCCCGAGUACGUCCCCCCGCCGCCCCUCACCCACCAGCAGCCGCCCCGCCUCAGCAACGGACACGCGCAUCAAAUCACUUCACAGCUCACACAGCUGAAGGUGCUGGAGCAGCUGCCGGGCGCGCUGGCGCGGCUGCAGGCCGACGUGGCCGCGCUGCGCCGCGCCGUCGAGGCCGAGCGCCGCGCGCUGCCCCACGCGUCGUCAUCAUGGCGUUGGCCGUGGCAGGAGCUAUCGUUACCGACUUUAUUGUUCGUGACGCUGUGGCCUCUGUUCGCGUACCGGAUACUGGCGCGCCGCAACAAGCUCAGGUCCUAACGCAUUGACGGUUGCCUAGUUGUAUGUGGAACACGCAGUUAGCUCGGCACCGGAUUUCCGGUCAUAUCCGAUUCUUAAAACAUGAGGUUUUAUAUGUGGUGUGAUAUGUGUGAGUGGAAAUGUGUGUUUCAUAUUAUAUAUAGUUUAAAGACGACGGGAAAAUUGGUCAGUGAUGUACAGUACACGAUUUUUUUACCGACGCAAAAACUUGUGUUAUAUGUUUGACCGCUAAGUGUGUCUGUCUGUCUGUGUACGUGGCACCGUAGCUUAUCAACGGUUGAACCGAUUUGGAUGAGGUAUUUUUUAUUUCAUUGCUAAUUUUUAUGCGGUGGUUCUUAGAUAUGUUUGAUCAAAAUCGGUUCAGCCGUUCAAAAGUUGUAGCGAAAUUAAUAAGUAUGGACAGUCGGGGUUUUUUUAAUUUGUCUAACAAAUAAACUUGUUACUGUUAAUACUUACAUUUGAAGGAUGGCCUUUUCCUGUUUGGUUCCAACGUUUGAUUCGCCUAUAUUGCCUUGUGGCAUUAAGUCCUCGUUGUUCAUUUUUUAAGUUGUGGAAUAAAGUUUAAAUACGUUAAAAAAUAGAUACACUGAACUCUUACAAUAUAUUGAUCGCAACAAAAAGAUUUGAAUUAUAUAUGUAAAUUACAAAAAAAUAGGAAAAAACGGAACCUAGGCACACUCGGAUGUUAGACAUAAUUGACGUUUAAAAUGUUUACCUACUUUUGCCCAGUAGUGGGCUUAAACAGCUAGAAAAAAAAACAUCUGCUUUGCCGAGAAAGUAUCGCUUAUAUAUACAUAAAUUAUUGUAUUUUACAACAUUGAAAAUUAACAAAAAAUAUUCAUGUUAAA